This is a messenger RNA of Oncorhynchus nerka (sockeye salmon), 2464 nucleotides long. Its product is annotated as neogenin-like. The coding region runs from base 2 to 430 and encodes 142 amino acids. Gene Ontology annotation, biological process: cell-cell adhesion; neuron migration; axon guidance. NCBI's taxonomy places the organism in Eukaryota, Metazoa, Chordata, Actinopteri, Salmoniformes, Salmonidae. The transcript has 2 exons. Gene Ontology annotation, cellular component: cell surface; axonal growth cone; plasma membrane. The record is from RefSeq and is a predicted model, not a curated record.
UAUGCCCCGGUUCUCCAGCCAGCCGGAAGCAGCCAGCAUACGCCUGGGAGACAGCCAGGUUCUGGCCUGCGAUGUCAACCCAGACCUGGUGCCUUUAGCCCGGUGGGAGCGUGAGCGUGAGCCUCUGGAGCUGAGCUCUAGGCUGGUGCAGCUACCCAACGGAGCCCUGGUGGUGAGCAACGCUUCGGAGGCCGACGCUGGGCUCUACCGCUGCAUGGUGGAGAACGCUGGGCCCGCCAAGACCAGUGAAGAGGCCCAGCUCACAAUACUGCCAGAAACCGGAGAGGAGAGAGAACUGGAGUUCCUGGUAGAGCCACUUCCUGUGACCAAAGUGGUGGGGGCCAGUUUGCUGCUGCCAUGUGUGGUGACGGGUUAUCCAACGCCCUACGUCCGAUGGAUGGUGGGAGACAAGCUUGUUGAGGAGAGGUGAGUUGGACCCGAAAGCCCUAUUCUUAGAGAGGAUUUUAAAGGUGUAUUCCUUGUGAACCCAUUUCUUCCAACUCAACAGUAUAAAUCAAAUGGCUGUAAAUGACCUCAAAUGGCUGUAAAUGACCUCAAAUGGCUGUAAAUGACCUCAUGGCUGUAAAUGACCUCAUGGCUGUAAAUGACCUCAUGGCUGUAAAUGACCUCAAAUGGCUGUCUAACUGGAAAUACUUUUUUCAUCUCAUUGCCAUAAGUUACUUUGUUUAUAUCCAUCCAUAUUAGCACAGAAAUCAAGUUGUGUUCAUUUGUAGUGUUUGAAUCAAUUUGAUGAUUGAAUCAGUCAUUUAACAUGUCCGUAAGGUAGUGUGACUAUGUUCCUCUAGCCCUCUAGUUCCUAGUCACACUCCUUUUGCAGUACCAGCUUCCUUUGUGCCUUGUGCCCAAAGUGCAAACACUUAAAGCGCUGGCGCCUGUACCCCGAGGUGUUAACGCCACUGGGCCUGAGUGUCUGAGCGCGCCACCGACGGGGCCAACAAUACUACCACUUAAGCGAGACAACAAGGUCGGCCGUGUCAGGGAGUUCACAAAUUAAAACCCAGGGAGAGUGUCACACUCUUAGCCCUCCCCUGGGAGAGCUGUGGAUCAAGCCAAUACCCUAGGAUAGUUGUGUCAAACCAAACCCCUUGGGAGAGCUGUGUAUCAAACCAAAACCCUGGGAGAGCUGUGGAUCAAGCCAAACCCCUUGGGAUAUCUGUGUAUCAAACCAAACCCCUUGGGAUAUCUGUGUAUCAAACCAAACCCCUUGGGAUAUCUGUGUAUCAAACCAAACCCCUUGGGAUAUCUGUGUAUCAAACCAAACCCAUUGGGAGAGCUGCGUAUCAAAUCAAACCAAACCCCUGGGAGAGCUGUGUGGACAGAAUAGCUAACAGAGUGGCUACGUGGGCUAUCUGAGUUGACCCUUGUAUUCAUUUUCAUUUUUGCACAGUCUCUAUACACACUCACAGGACUCUACACACUGACACACUGAGUCAAUUCCAAAGUUCCUGCCUUGGUUUGUGUGAGGUUUACCUGGUUACCAUACAGCCUUGUUUUCAGUUUGUCUCUUCCGGUAAUAAGUAUGUAAGUGAAGGGGACAGGCUAAGAAACCGAGACGAGAGAUGAGGGCUCAUUAUUUUGGUUAAGAACGUUGUCUCGCACAUUUUAACACGCCUCUUCUGAAGUUCAGCUUGACAAGGACAUUGUCUCCUUCUAAGGAGAGAACAUCUUCAACGUAGUGUCAGACACUUUCAUAUCAGCCUCUGUCUCAGUCCCGGUAGAGUUGACUCUCUCACUAUCUUGGGUAUAUUGGUCUUGGAUGCAGUGUGUCAUUUUUGAAAACUACAGCUGAGUGUGGCAGACUGAUAAAAGGAGAGUUGAGUUAAAUAUUCAUUACAAUAGAUGUUCUUCAUUGCGCACAUUCCAAAUAUCCUUGUGGUACUCUGGGAUGGGGGGUUGAGAGGGUGCUUACAUUGUUAAUUAGAGCUUGUGCUGAACAAAUGGGAGGUCCUCCUUUCUUACCCAGGCCACUUUACCCAGGAACACGCACAGCCGUGUGCUGAAUACAUUAAGUUAGGCCAUUCUAACAUUGUAACACAGGAUUGACAAUUAAGCAACUGCUGGCAGAGUGGAGAUCUGAUCUCGUUUCUCCUUCAGCGCGUCCCUUCCCUCCCAGGAAGACUUCAGAGGAAGAGAAGCCCUGUCACUUUGUAAUAAUUGGAACGGAGGGAGGAAAAGAGGAGGGAAUCCGUACUGAGCCUCAUUGGUAGACUGUAUGGAACCGUAUUGCUAUCAGAGCUGUUGAAGUAGACUGUGAAUCCCGUAUCUCCCACGACAGGAAGUUUAUGGAGAUGUGUGGAGAUGGCGAUGACUCGGUAAGAGGACGAUGUUGAUUUAUGUUCAAGUUCUGGCGCUGACACUCAAAGGUGGUUGACGUCUCGCUGCGGUAGCAUCUCUGGCCUGAUAAAAAAACAGUUUAUAGGAUGAGUCAGAGAGAAUACAGUGC